AUCAUUGCUACCAAUGCAAGUGAAUGCAACGAGUAUCGCUGUCAGCUAAUUGUAUUUAUCAGUGCAUGUACAUACAUAUUAUAAAUUUGUAUGCUCUUACAAGUUAAUCGAAUGACUAAACAGAUGUAAUUCGAUCGAAGAAUGAUGUGAAUGUAUAUUUAUAAUUUAUCAUGCAAAAAUUAAGGUUAACGGUUGUGGUUUAUGACAUUUUUGUGGGCAUGUGUAUAUACGAUAAAGUAUAUAUAAUUUAAGUACACUUAUUAAUAAUAUAUAUUUAAUCUGAUUCGAAGAGAGGAGAAGGAAUUAAAAUUUGUGAAAAAGUGAAGAGUUUUAAAUAAAUUAACAAAAUGACAUCAAUGUUUGACCAAUAUGAACAAGCAUCUCAACGAUCAAAACAAAUACAUGCACCUCCAAUUCGUCCAGACAUUAGUACAGCAGGAUUUAUUCAGAUGAAGUUACAAGACGACGGACCGAUUUUUAUAAAACAGAGAGUUAAUUUCCAGCCAUCAGAUAACAUUGUACACUUGGUUGUUAAUAAUAAUAUAACUGUUAUUGCUAUGGCCAAUAACAUGCUCUUGCGUAUUGAUAUGAGAAAUCCUACUAUAGAAGAAAUAAAUAUAUCAAAAUAUGCAGUAAAUAUGAAAAUGUCAGGGAUGUUUCUUGAUCCUUUGGGAAAUCAUUUGCUAAUUGCUUUAGUUCCAAAGAAUCCAAGUCUCAAAGAUAGUACACCACCUGAAUUAUUUUAUUUACAUAAGAAGACUUCAAAAUUGAAACAGGCAGGCAAAUUUAAAGGACACGAAAUCACUGCUGUUGGAUGGAACUUUCAAAAUACUUCUGAAACUACUACGGGUCCAAUACUGUUAGGAACUUCUAAAGGUCUCAUCUUUGAAACAGAAAUUGGUUUAGAUGGUGACAAAAUAUUUAAUACAAGUUUGGAGCAAUAUUGGCGUCAGCUUCCUAACUACCUACCUCUUUAUGGUGCUAAGGAGGUAGAAGGAUUGGUAUUUGAUAUAGGGGAGGCCAGUAAACCACCAAUUACUGGCAUAGAAUUUCAUAAAGUACCAAAUUCAGACAAGUAUAUGAUUAUUGUCACCACUCUUAUGCGUAUUUAUCAAUAUAUUGGAGAAGUGCAGAAUCCGGAAGAAAAACCUUUGUUACAACAAGUUUUUAAUAAGUAUUUAAAUGUGCAAGAGAGUUUUAAUGAAGUGAUAAGUAAUUUAAAUUAUUCAAAAAUGCAAUUCUAUUAUCCUUCAAUGGGAGCUUUACCAAAGUCUUUUGGUUGGUUGACUGAAACUGGUAUAUGGUAUGCACAGAUUGAUCCAACUAUAGAUCCAAAGAAUACGUUGCAAAAUCAACAAAUGAUAACAUGUCCUGAAACAAGUCUUAUAGGAAGCAGUGUUUCGCAAGUAGCAACUCCGCCGCUUUCGUUUGUAUUAACAGAAUUUCAUGCGCUGUUGCUUUAUACUGAUCGUGUUAAAGGCAUAUCACUCUUGAACCAGGAAUUAAUAUUUGAAGAUAUUUAUAACGAUGCUCUUGGCAAACUAGUUAGUAUUACUAAAGAUCAUGUAACUCGUUCUAUAUGGGCUUAUAGUGAACAAGCGGUAUUUAAAUAUAAAGUUAAUAAAGAAGAUAGAAAUGUGUGGCAGAUAUACGUCGAUAAAGGUGAAUUUGAGCUUGCUAUACAAUAUUGUAAAGAUAAUCCAGCACACAAAGAUCAAGUAUUAGUAAAGCAAGCCGAAAUGCUUUUCAGAAACAAAGAAUAUGAAAAAAGUGCUCUCAUCUCUGCAGACACUCAUUCAUCGUUCGAAGAAAUAUCAUUAAAGUUUCUUCAAGAAUGGCAAAUAGAAGCAUUAAAAACUUUUCUCAAAAAGAAACUAGAAGGACUGAAAACGCACGACAAAACGCAAAUAACCAUGAUUGUUGUAUGGGUGGUAGAAUUAUUUAUGAAUCAAAUGGCGAUAUUACGAAGUAGCAAUAAUUCAUAUUUAAAUGAUCCGCAGUAUUUGGAACUUCAGAAACAAUUUGAUAGCUUCCUUGCCAUACCAAAAGUCGAAGAGUGCAUAAUAAGAAAUCGCAGUACCAUAUAUGAUUUAAUGACAAGUCACGGCGACAAGGAAAAUCUUAUCCGUUUAACCAUAAUGCAUUGCAAUUACGAGGAAGUGAUACGUCAGCAUUUAUAUAAAAACAAUUACUUAGAAGCGCUUGAAGUUUUAAAGAGUCAAAACAAUAAGGAUCUCUUUUACCAAUUUUUUGGUAUUCUUUUACAAGAAUUACCGCGUCCUGCGGUAACUGCUUUGAUAUCGCAAGGAUACUCAUUAAAGCCAUCUAAGCUCCUGCCGGCUUUAGUCUCCUGUAAUAGCGAUGAAAAACAUGCGAAAGAAAUAAUCAGGUAUUUGGAGUUUUGUGUAUAUAAAUUAAGCUCUCAAGAACAGGCAAUUCACAAUUUUUUAUUGUCCUUGUAUGCUCGUUAUAAAAAAGAUGAAGUUAUGCGAUUCAUCAGUUCUCAAGGACAAGAUAUUAAUAUGGUACACUAUGAUGUUCAUUAUGCAUUACGUUUGUGUCAAGAAGUUGGUUUAACUGAAGCUUGCGUACAAUUGUCCGCAUUGCUCGGGCUCUGGACAACAGCGGUAGAUUUAGCUUUGACAAUAAGCGUAGAUCUUGCUAAACAAAUAGCAGCCAUGCCUACGGAUCAUGACGAUGAAUUAAGGAAAAAAUUAUGGCUAAAAAUUGCUGAACAUGUGGUUCGAGAAAAAGAUGACAUAGAAGAAGCAAUGAAAUUUUUGCGACAUUGCGAUAUAGUCAGAAUAGAAGAUAUACUACCGUUCUUUUCAGACUUCGUUACCAUAGAUCAUUUCAAAGACGCUAUUUGUAAUUCGUUACAGGAAUAUAAUCAACAUAUCCAAGAUUUGAAAGAAGAAAUGCAAGAAGCGACAAAAGCAGCCGAACUUGUUAGGAAAGACAUACAAGAGUUCAGAACAAGGUGUACCUUUGUAUAUGUAAAGGAUACAUGUAACGCUUGUGAUGUUCAGUUACUAUCGCGACCCUUUUAUGUAUUUCCAUGCGGACAUAGAUUUCAUAGCGAUUGCCUCGUAGCCGCAUUGACUCCUAUGUUGUCGAUGGAUCAGAGAACAAAGCUGGCUGAUCUUCAACGACAACUACUUAUUGCACAAUCAAACAGACCAGAAGAUACUACAUCAGUUGGUUCUGUAUCCUUAUCAAGAAAAAACCGAAUCAAAGCUGACAUCGACGAAUUAGUAGCCUCUGAAUGUUUAUACUGCGGAGAACUCAUGAUAGAGUCUAUAGAUAAACCAUUCAUCGAAGAGGAGGACUAUGAAAGAGUAAUGAAAGAAUGGGCAUAAAUAAUAUACAUCAUUUGUUUGUAAAAUAUUCCAAGAAAUAAUUAUCCAUUUUGUACACUAUAAUUAUGUCUCAAAAUUAUUGUUUGUAACAAAUAGAAUAUGUACCAUACCGUUUUCAACGUGAUAGCUAUUUAUUUUGUAUGUAUUAUUUGUAAAUGCAACAAUAAAAUACUGAAUUAAUUUAAAGCAAUAGAAAA
Megalopta genalis is the source of this 3556-nucleotide messenger RNA. It is a transcript of the gene dor, whose product is annotated as vacuolar protein sorting-associated protein 18 dor. The record is from RefSeq and is a predicted model, not a curated record. Gene Ontology annotation, biological process: endosome organization; endosome to lysosome transport; intracellular protein transport. Gene Ontology annotation, molecular function: protein-macromolecule adaptor activity. Gene Ontology annotation, cellular component: HOPS complex; endosome. Lineage: Eukaryota; Metazoa; Arthropoda; Insecta; Hymenoptera; Halictidae.